GAGAAGGAGAGAAGUAGCUUCUCGCUUUUACUUUAUUGGCCGUGCGGGCUUCCGUAGAGACGCUUCAAACAUGGCUCCCUUCAUGCUGGUAACGUGAGAGUCAAAGUUGUGACAGAGCCGACAGCAGCGAGGAAACAAAACACUGCACGACCACCUUUAUCGCUUCAACUAUAAACCCCCCCCCGCCAAAAAAGAAAAGCAGAGCCGUCUGUAGGAGGUGUCACAGACGAACUACCUUUAUGCUAGUGCGGACAGUCCGGCUGUUCCCCCUCAUCAUCUCCCAUCAUCUACAUCAUCGCUGCACUCCUUCUGCCAGACAUUUAUUUCGGAGGAGUACAGGCUGUGCUGCUGCUGCUGCUGCUGCUUGUGCCAGCAGGGGACUGAGAUCCAUGGAGCCCCUGAAAGCUGCUCAGCAGGACCUGGAGGUUCCCGCCACUAACACUUCAUCCACACCCACCAAAUCUACAGCGAUGGGUCCAAACCCGACCCCCACUGACACGCCGGCUGCACAGGAGAACUCGUCUCCUGCGGGACUGUUACCAGGGGAGACGGUGGUCAAUGAGGGCAAGGCGGCCAUCCUGUUUCCAAGUGCCAAUGAGGUGUUUUAUAACCCGGUCCAGGAGUUUAACAGAGAUUUAACAUGUGCUGUGAUCACAGAGUUUGCCAGAGAUCUGCUGGCUCAGCGGGGGGUGAAAGUGGUGGUGCCGGGAGAGAAAGAGCGAGUGGUGGUCUCUCUGUCGGAGGAGACGAACGAAGCGGACACACAGAUGGAGGAGAAAAACGGAGCAGAGGAGCCAGCUGUAACCGCAACAGUGGGGGAGAAAUGUGAGCGAGGCCUUCGUGUGCUGGAGGGUCUGGCGGCUUCCGGUCUGCGAUCGGUGCGUUUCGCUCUGGAGGUCCCGGGUCUGCAGAGCGUCACCGCCAACGACUUCUCCACCAAAGCGGCGGCUCUGAUCGCCAGGAACGCCCAGUAUAACAAAGUCAGCCACCUACUCCAGGCCAGCUGCAGAGACGCCAGCAUGCUGAUGUAUGAAAUGCGAGGGAAGAAGGAGCGCUACGAUGUCAUCGAUCUGGAUCCCUACGGUAGCCCUGCCUCCUUUUUGGAUGCCGCCGUGCAGGCCGUCAGCGAGGGAGGUCUGUUGUGCAUAACAUGCACAGACAUGGCAGUGAUGGCAGGAAACAGUGGAGAGACCUGCUACAGCAAAUAUGGUUCAGUCUCCAUCAAAGCCAAAUACUGUCAUGAGAUGGCUCUUCGUAUCAUCCUCCACAGUUUAGACCAGAGGGCGGGGGUGUACCAGCGAUACAUCCAGCCCCUGCUGUCCGUCAGCGUCGACUUCUACAUUCGAGUCUUUGUACGCGUCUUCACAGGACAGGCCAAGGUCAAAAACUCAGCCAGUAAACAGGCUCUGAUCUACAACUGUGUCGGUUGCGGGUCGUUCCACCUCCAAAGAAUGGGCAGAAGAACAAGCAAUGGAAAACAUAUGAAGUAUUCUGCAGCUACUGGACCCCCAGUCGGACCAGAAUGCGAGCACUGUGGACAGAGACAUCAGCUGGGUGGUCCGAUCUGGGCAGAGCCCAUCCAUGACUUUUCAUUCGUCCAGAAGGUUUUGUCUGCAGUGUCGGGAAACCCGUCUCGGUUCGGGACGUCCAAACGCAUCGAGGGCAUGCUCAGCAUGGUGACCGAGGAGUUGGAGGAUGUGCCUCUUUAUUACACCGUGGACAGUCUGAGCAGCACGAUACACUGUAAUACUCCCCCGCUGCUGCAGUUUAGGUCUGCUCUUCUCCAUGCUGGUCACAGAGUUUCCCUCUCGCACGCCUGUAAGAACGCCAUCAAGACAGAUGCUCCUCCCGCAGCCAUCUGGGACAUCAUGCGCUGCUGGGAGAAGGCCAACCCUGUGAAGAGAGAGAAGCUGUCAGAAACGAGCCCCGCCUUCAAGAUCCUGUCCACAGAGCCCAGCCAAGAGGCCUGUUUCACUGUAAGGGAGGACGCAAACCCUCAGUCCCGUAAACGCCACCUGACCCGCUUCCAGGAGAACCCGCAGGCCUUCUGGGGACCCAAAGCUCGCGCCAAGUCUGGAGGUGGUAUCUCCGGCGACCUGCAGGACAAGAGGAAGAAGUGCCAGAACAAGAGGAAGAACCAGAUCACAGACUCUUCACAGCUAAAAAACUACCCCUGCAAGAAAUUCAAACAGGGCACAUGCACCCACGGAGACAAAUGCUGCUACUCACAUGACCUGAAUCAGACAAGUGAAGAGAAAAUGGAAUGAUAAUUUUGCUCUUUUUUAAAAAAAAAUAAUUUUAUUUCUAGAGUUUGAAUGCAGGCCUUGUUUAGCCUGGACCAAGUGAGAAUGAUGCACCGCAAUCAGUUUGUAAUUGGUUGAGGACAACAACCUAAAAAGUGUUAAUAUACAGAACAUAUCUACUAUUCAGCUUUUUUUUGUUUUAGCUUCUUUUUUUUUAUUUGACUGACAGUCCAAUAAAGUCCUGCAUCUGACUUUAAA
Thunnus maccoyii (southern bluefin tuna) is the source of this 2501-nucleotide messenger RNA. RefSeq names its product tRNA methyltransferase 1 (gene trmt1). The transcript has 16 exons. Lineage: Eukaryota; Metazoa; Chordata; Actinopteri; Scombriformes; Scombridae. Gene Ontology annotation, molecular function: RNA binding; metal ion binding. The coding region runs from base 240 to 2267 and encodes 675 amino acids. Gene Ontology annotation, cellular component: nucleus. The record is from RefSeq and is a predicted model, not a curated record. Gene Ontology annotation, biological process: tRNA N2-guanine methylation.